AAAAAUGACACGUUACGGCAGUCUGUGGCCGUUCGCCUUGCUCCUGGCGAUCCACAUUUGCGGCGCCGAAAAGCCCUACAGCGUCGACCUGAACUCCUUUGAUCCUGUCAAGGACUACGAUAGUGAUGGCAAGUGGGUCGACUGGGGCACGCUGCGCAUGAAGAAGGUGGGACGCAACAAGUUCGCCCUCGCCGGUGACUUUGAGUUCAAGCUGAACAUGGGCGACGAGCAAGGGAUAAUGCUGCGUGUAUUUGUCUACGACUCGGGUGCCGGCCAGAAGGGUCCCCUGGUGAUGAACGUGAAGAAGCCCUUCUGCAAGUUCGUCAAUGAGGACGAGAAAACGUAUCCGUAUCUGCAAAAGGCCUCCAAUAUGCCCGAGCAGGGUGACUGUCCCUUCCCCAAGGGCCAGUACAAGAUCGACAACUACGAGCUGGAGACCGAGUUCCUGCCCGACGAUGCGCCCAAGGGAGAUUACCUGCUCGAGCUGACCAUCCUGGACAAGGAUGCCGGCGUGGCCGGCCUCAUAGCCAUUGUGACACUGACCUGAUGCCGACACUCCAUUUCCCCAUCUGCUCGUUUUAUGCUCUAAUUUAUUUCAGCAAUGUUUUCUUUUUUGUGUGUGGUUUUUGUCGAGUUUUUGGGUGGAUCCAUUCGACACGACAAGCGUUCUUCCAUGCUGUAUACUAACCUCUCUGCUCAUUAUGUUCAUUCUACCUUUUUUUUGUAUAUUUGUUCUAUUAAUCACGGACCUCAAUAUAAUGCUAUCGCUUUCAAAGACAA
Molecule: messenger RNA, 780 nt
Organism: Drosophila subobscura
Lineage: Eukaryota; Metazoa; Arthropoda; Insecta; Diptera; Drosophilidae
Gene: CheA7a
Exons: 2
Coding region: 5-547 (180 amino acids)
Source: RefSeq, a predicted model, not a curated record